GCCACUGUUGGAAACAGAAUGGCUACAGAGAAGGUUUCCGAUCCCGCCAACAUUAAUUUAAGGAUUACGCCCAUUAAACGGACAAACAGUGCGAAGAAUCAAUACUUGGCGACAUUUUUUCUGAACCUACUAGCCAUCAGCUAUGGAUCAAGUGCCGGGUGGAUGUCACCAUCCAUUCCGAUUCUGAAGUCAAGCGAGUCUCCUCUGAAAAGCGGGCCGAUCACAACGGAGGAGGGGGCGUGGAUCGGAGCAACACUCUGUGUUGGUGGAUUGGUUGGUAACAUUGUUUCGGGAUGGAUGGCCGACCGAUACGGUCGAAAGUGGACAGCCUACAUGGCAGUUGUUCCACAAAUUGGGUCAUGGAUAAUGAUCAUAGUUGCAGAUAACGUGUACUAUCUGAUUGCUAUGCGAUUUUUGUCAGGAUUUGGAGGUGGUGUUUGUUACAUGAUCAAUCCAAUGUUCAUCGCAGAAAUUGCUGAAGACAGAAUUCGUGGAUUGCUCGGUUCGACCUUAGUACUUUCCAGCAAUCUUGGUCUUUUGAUUAUGUACACUUUAGGGGCUUUUCUACCAUACAGCGUUGUACCGUACAUACUUAUUGUCAUACCAGUAGUUUUCCUUAUUGGAUUUACGACAAUCCCAGAUACGCCUUUCCAUUUCAUGAGGAAAAGCAAAUAUCAGAGAUCUGAAAAUUCAUUAAAAUUUUACCGUGGCUAUCCGGCCGGAACCGAACAUGUCUCAGUAGAGUUUCAGCAGGAGCUACUCAAACUCAAGGACUAUUACGGGAACGAGAGACAAGUUACCCGAAAAAAUCAAAUCACUUGGCACGAUUUAAAAACACCUCACGCCAGGAAGGCAUUCCUGAUAGGAAUCAGUUUGAUGGCUUUCAAUCAAUUUUGCGGUUGUUUCGCAAUGCUCAACUACACGGAAACUAUUUUUGAGGAAUCGGGUUCAACGCUGUCGGCGAACAAAUCGGCCAUCGUUACGGGUUCAUUGCAGAUUGUCGGAUCGUACUUUUCCACGCUCCUAGUCGAACGUGCCGGACGGAAGAUGCUCCUGAUAAUCUCCGGCACCGGCAUGGCAAUAGGACUAUCGAUUUUCUCCGGCUAUUUUUACGCCAAAGCUCUCGGCUACAAUGUGGAAUCGUUCAAUUGGCUCCCAUUGAUUUGCUUCUCGUUUGUAAUUUUUAUAGCCUCGAUAGGGGUCCUGCCGUUACCGUUCCUCGUUCUGGCUGAAUUGGUACCGCAGAAGAUCAAAGAAUUCAUAUUUAGUACGUGUAUGAGUCUCUCUUGGAUAUUUGCAUUCAUCGCUGUCAAGUAUUUUGCUACGCUAUUCGGCAUGCUCGGAAUGCACGGAGCGAUGCUGCUGUUUGCUGUUUGUUCAGCUAGUGGGGCGUUUUUUGUGGCACUCGUUGUCCCGGAGACCAAAGGUAAGAGUUUGGAUGCCAUAGCAAAACUGAUGAUUAACCUCCUGUCGAUAAGCUACGGAAUAUGCUGCGGCUGGACCUCUCCAUCGCUCCCGCUUCUCCAGUCACAAGACUCCCCUCUCCCCGGUGGACCAAUCACAUCGGAGGAAGCCUCCUGGAUCGGAGCCUUCCUGUGCGUCGGAGGCUUCACCGGAAACAUCAUAUCCGGAUGUAUGGCCGAUCGCUUCGGUCGUAAAUUAACAGCCUGUCUCGCGGCGAUUCCCCAAAUCAUUGCGUGGGUAUUAGUAAUCGUUGCGAAAAACGUUUACUACUUGAUGGGAAUGCGAUUCUUGUUGGGCUUCUCCGGGGGAGUCUGCUUUAUGAUAAUUCCAACGUUCAUCGCAGAAGUCGCUGAGGACAGAAUACGCGGAAUGCUGGGUUCUACUUUGGUAUUCACUUGCAACUUGGGAAUUUUAUUGAUGUACAUUCUUGGUGACUGCCUACCCUAUGAUUUAAUCCCGUGGCUACUGCUCGUGUUUCCCCUAGCUUUCCUCGCAGGGUUCCUAUUCAUACCGGAUACGCCGUACUAUUUAAUGAAGAACAAUGACUUCACGGAAUCGGAAAAUUCUCUACGAUUCUAUAGAGGUUAUCCUGUUAAGGCGGAAUACGUUUCCACUGAGUUUAAAAUGGAACUGGUUAAGUUGAAGGACUCACUAAGUGACGACAAGUGCACCCCGCAAGACACUAAAAUUACAUUCCAAGAUUUAGCUAGCAACCAUGCCCGGAAGGCAUUCCUAAUUGGAAUCAGUCUGAUGGCACUCAAUCAAUUUUGUGGAUGUUUUUCGAUGCUCAAUUACACGGCGUCUAUUUUCAGUGAAUCAGGUUCAACAUUGUCGGCCAACUUAUCCGCUAUUGUAAUUGGUUCGAUUCAAAUGGUUGGAUCGUAUUUUUCCACGGUAUUUGUCGAGCGAGCUGGACGAAAGCUGCUGUUGAUAAUCUCGGCCGUUGGAAUCACAAUCGGACAGGCCAUCUUUGCCGGUUUCUCGUAUGCCAAAAGUCUCGGCUACAACGUGGAAUCCUUCGACUGGCUGCCUCUGGUGUGCUUCUCGUUCAGCAUCUUCAUUGGCUCGGUGGGUGUCCUGACGUUGCCGUUUCUGGUACUGGCCGAGGUGAUGCCACAAAAGAUCAAGGGAUUCGCCAUCAGCUUUUGCAUGGGGAUACUGUGGAUUUUUGCGUUCGUUGCAAUCAAGUACUUUUCAACGCUGUUCGACGUGCUCGGAAUGCAUGGAACGAUGAUGCUAUUUUCGCUUUGCUCACUGGCUGGAGCACUGUUUGUGGCUUUCGCAGUUCCUGAAACCAAAGGAAAGAGCCUGGAUGCCAUCGCCAAACUGAUGAGCUGAGAAAAAAUUGAAUCAAAUGCAGCUGUGAUUGUCCUUUUCUUUUUAGGUUUACAUUCAUACAAUCAGUGAUAAUAGUCUAAAGCAAUGGGAUAUUUUUGUUGAGGGAAUAAAUUUACUCUGGGAACGAAUGCCUGUUCUAUUCUUAACUAACAGAAAAUGGAGAAUAAUAAUUUUAUUUAUAUUUAGGUAUAUCAUAUUUAUUCUUUCCUUCCACUCCUUCUAUAGAAGUGGCCAACAUAAAUUUUAUUCCACUAUAUUUAUCCAAACUUUACAAUUCUAUUGAUAUGAAACAAUAUACUGAAACAGUGCGGUUCAUUUAAUUAUAGUUACAUAGGAA
Armigeres subalbatus is the source of this 3139-nucleotide messenger RNA. RefSeq lists its product as uncharacterized. The transcript has 17 exons. Gene Ontology annotation, cellular component: membrane. Gene Ontology annotation, molecular function: sugar transmembrane transporter activity. Gene Ontology annotation, biological process: carbohydrate transport; transmembrane transport. The coding region runs from base 19 to 2802 and encodes 927 amino acids. NCBI's taxonomy places the organism in Eukaryota, Metazoa, Arthropoda, Insecta, Diptera, Culicidae. The record is from RefSeq and is a predicted model, not a curated record.